Messenger RNA from Xenopus laevis (African clawed frog), 2363 nucleotides. RefSeq names its product heme oxygenase 1 S homeolog (gene hmox1.S). The record is from RefSeq and is marked provisional. Lineage: Eukaryota; Metazoa; Chordata; Amphibia; Anura; Pipidae. Gene Ontology annotation, cellular component: endoplasmic reticulum. Gene Ontology annotation, molecular function: heme binding; heme oxygenase (decyclizing) activity. Gene Ontology annotation, biological process: heme oxidation; heme catabolic process; response to oxidative stress.
CAUUCAACUAGAAGCUGCACAGAAAGGGAGAAGAGAUGGAUCCUUCUACUAGCCAGCAACACUCAAGUACCCAGGAUGAUUUGUCUGAGGCCUUAAAAGAGACAACAAAGGAAGUGCACGUUCAGGCAGAAAACACAGAAUUCAUGAGGAACUUCCAAAAAGGACAAGUUUCCCUAGAGGAGUUUAAGCUGGUUAUGUCAUCGUUGUACUUCAUCUACGAUGCUCUGGAGGAAGAGAUUAACAGAAAUAAGGAUAAUCCAGUCUUUUCUCCUGUUUAUUUCCCACUGGAACUCCAUCGUAAGAAUGCGCUAGAGGAAGACCUUGAGUAUUUCUAUGGUCCGCAGUGGAGGAAAAAGAUUAUUUGUCCUCAUUCAAUAAAGAACUAUGUUGACAGACUUCACCAUGUUGGCCAAAAGGAGCCAGAGUUACUUGUGUCUCAUGCGUAUACCCGUUAUUUAGGAGACCUCUCAGGUGGACAGGUUCUUAAAAAAAUUGCACAAAAGGCCCUGCAGCUUCCAGCCAGUGGUGAAGGUUUAGCAUUCUUUACCUUUGACAAUGUCACUAAUGCAACUAAAUUCAAACAGCUCUACCGUUCCCGUAUGAACUCCAUUGAAACAAAUACAGAUACUAAGAAAAGGAUAUUAGAGGAGGCCAAAACAGCAUUCCUGCUUAAUAUCAAGGUGUUUGAAGAACUGCAGACCCUAUCACUAGCAUCUUCUCAGAUUGGUAACACCAGGACUGAUGCAACAGAAUUACGAAGCAGAGGACCCAAGACAGAAAAUGGUAGACCUGCAAAGACAGAAAACAAAGGUUCCUCAGAGGAGCAGUCCACAACAUUACUUCGCUGGGUUCUUGUUGCUGGCUGUGCACUCAUCACUCUAAUGGGACUAUAUAUUUUCUAAGAAAAUGGCUCAUAUCAACAGUUUUUACUCUUUACACAAGGUCCAGGAUUUUAAAUACAUUUCAAGUGUGAAGACACUUCAGUUUCAAGAUUAUAAACACGACUUGACUAACAAUAUUCAGAUAGAGGGUGUGUUAUAUGCCUUGCUGUCUAUAACACUUAUAUCGGACUCAUAUACGUGGGCUAUCUUUGGAUUCCUACAAUACAAUUAACUCAAGUGCUACUGAUUAUUCUAUGGAUACCUUAUCUCAUAUCAACUACAGAUCUCUGGUUUGUAUUAAGCACUUAUUUAGCUUACAGUUACUGUAUAGGGAUGCAUGGUUCCUACUUCUAAGUAAACAAGCAGGGCAUUAUUGAAUUAGUGUGGAAGUAGUACACAAGGUGCUUCUAAUACUUGUAAUGGUUUGCUUUAUUGAUUCUGUUGUAUGAAACACCACUUUGCAAAGAAAAUGAUUUUUUCGGAGUUUUCACUUCAAACCUCCGAUUUUUGUCCGAAACCUCCAAAAACGUCAGGGUUUGGCACAAAACCCAGCGCACAUCAAAUGGGAAUUCUCCCAUUGUCUUAUAUGCAACCUCGACAGGUCUGAGAUGCCGGGAUUUACGAUCCUGAGUUUUCCAGCCUUGGGGUUUAAUAAAUUUCGAAAAAUUAAUAAUUUUUUAAAAGCCAGAUUUUAUAAAAAAAAAUCACACAUUUUUCAUGAUUUUUGCAUUCGAGGCUUAGUAAAUAACCCCCCUAUAGUUAAAAAAGAGAGAAUAUGGCUCUAUAUACAUGUAGAGGCACAACAAAAAUGAAGCAUAGCCUGAUCCAGUGAUUAGGGCUAGAUUCUAACAUCACAAACAACCUGGCACUCUAUGAAGACAAAAUACGAAUUUUACUGUACAAGUUAACAUGUAAUUAUUCCAAGAGAGCUUGUAACACUCAUGUGGCCUGUUUAUUCUGUCAGUUACAGCUUCCUUUUCUAUUUUGGUUUGCACUUUAACCAAAAUAAAAAAAAAUCAUCUGUUGAAACAUUUAAAAAUUGUACAUUGCUAAACAAACUUUUGAACCCAUAUCAUGUUGUUCAGCCUUAAGAAAAAAGGAUUUUAUACAUGUUCUAACUAUUAUACAAAAAUGCAGAGGCUUAGUCUCAUGUGGAAUUGCUGUCAAUCUUACUUAGCAAAGUCAUUUGGUUUUGUUCUGUGCUCUUCUUUACCUCACUGCUGGAGCAGUGAAUUACUAUUUUGCUCAUUUAUGUUACAUUUUACAUUAUCCUGUGACAAAUACCAUUUAUUGACUUUCCAAAGUUUUCCUUAAGCUUACUUUAGUCUUUUAUUAAUCAUAUUAAACAUUAUUUGUAUUUUGUUACAAAAAAUAACAGUUCUGUAAUUUUUAAAGUUGUAUUGUGCAAAACAAAGAAUCAGAAUGUAUAAUUUAUAUUUUUAUACUAACUGCGCAAUAAAAUUGUUGCUGGUCAUAAACAUG